AUGAUUUUGACGACAGUUAAAAAAUAUACAUAUGCUUCAGAAAACGCAAGCCAUCGAAGAACUCGAAUCAUCUAGUAGCUCAAUCAAGGUGAGCCUUCUUCUCAACCCUCAUUCUUCCUUUCUUUGAUCACUCAAACCCAUUUUUCCUUUAUUGAAUCUCAAUUGAACCCCCUAACUAUUUCAUAUAAUUGAACUGCUUCUGCGUUGUUCAUGACCCCCCACAAGUUAAAGACACUACCUUUCUGCUUUGUUCUCGCCCAAUCCCUUGGGAAAGGUAUCUGUUCUCUGCUCGGGAACACGUGAGCAAUUUUUCAUUUGGCGGGUCUCAUUAAUUUCUGAGAUUUCCUGAAAAAUAACAAAACCCUUGAAUUUGGGAGCAUUGGAUUGAAUAGACUGUGUUGUCUUGUUUGAUUGUGGCAUUAGAAGGGGUUUUGAGAAAUGGGUAAGCCUUUGUUUUAUGAGAUCUUGGAAAAGCCUGCCACAAGUUGCAUCAUAGGAAUAUGUAGCAUGAUUUGGUUCUACAUACAGAAGAAAAAUAUAGGGUAUUCGCAUGUGGGGCUGAGUUAUGAGACUGCUGUAGAAGGGCAUUAUUGGAGGAUAAUUACAUCUGCUUUUUCCCAUAUAAGUGUUAUUCAUCUUGUUUUUAAUAUGAGUGCACUUUGGAGUCUUGGGGUGGUAGAGCAGCUUGGUCACUUAGGCCUUGGUGUUGAGUACUACUUGCAGUACACACUUGUGUUGGUUGUUGUAUCAGGAGUGCUGGUUCUGGCAAUGUAUCAUUUAUUGAUUCAGAGAUUCAAGCUUGAGUAUUUUCGUCGAGUGACGGCUGUUGGGUAUUCCUGUGUUGUUUUUGGGUGGAUGACAAUUCUUUCUGUGAAGCAACCAUCUUCCAAGUUGGAUCUCUUUGGGUUUCUUUCUCUUCCCAUCAGUUUUGCUCCGUUUGAGUCGCUUAUUUUCACUUCAAUCAUUGUUCCUCAGGCGAGUUUUCUUGGCCAUUUGUCAGGGAUUGUUGUUGGAUAUGCUAUAGCAUGGGGUUUGAUUCAUGGGAUGACCAAUUACUGGGCACUUUCCUUGUUGGGAUGGAUUGUGCUUGUAUUUGUUUUGAGUUUGAAGAGAUCUGGUGCGCUUGACCUAAACUUUCUUGAGAUUGAAUCUGUUACUGAUCCUUCCUUGCCAUCUGUGCGGUUUUUGGCAUCAAACAGUGGCCGAACACUGCAGAUGAGUGCGUUGCCAAAUGGAAAUGUUGAAAUUGUCUAAUGAUAAACUGAUAUAUCUUAUGAUAUCAGAUGUUGCCUUCACACACUCAAUAUUGAUAGCAAUGUGAUUCUAAUUCUUCCAAUAUAGAAUUUGUUUAAAGCUUCAGUAAUAUCCUUUUUAAGAGUUUGCAUAUUUAGUUAUGUGAUAAUGAAUGUUCUCAAAUGCUGUAUAUCCGCUUUUUGAAUUGAUGCUGCUUUGCGAAUUUGCUGCUA
This is a messenger RNA of Cajanus cajan (pigeon pea), 1466 nucleotides long. It is a transcript of the gene RBL13, whose product is annotated as RHOMBOID-like protein 13. Lineage: Eukaryota; Viridiplantae; Streptophyta; Magnoliopsida; Fabales; Fabaceae. Gene Ontology annotation, molecular function: serine-type endopeptidase activity. Gene Ontology annotation, cellular component: membrane. The record is from RefSeq and is a predicted model, not a curated record.